UUAUCUAUAAACUUUGACUGAUAGAUAAACUUCUAUCACGAUCCAGUUAUUUAAUCAAACCACUAACGUAAUUUUGAUUUUGAAUUUUGUUUUCGGUCCGCCGUAGGAUGUAAAACUAAAAAUGUUUUUCAAAUUCAGUAUAGAAUCGUUCACAACAUGGACCUUGUUGACAAGUGCUACUGCACUCGUAACUUACUUGUUCCAGGAUUACAUGAAGAAAAAAUACAACAUGAGAAUUUUAUUUUUUGAACCUUUGUUCUACCGUCCUAAAGAGUCGUCAUGUCCUAACAUCGCUGAUUUAGUAAAUUGCUUGAAUUUGGCACAAAAAUCUAUCGAUGUUUGUGUCUAUACCAUUUCUAGCGAACCUCUAACGGAUGCAAUUAUAAAUGCAUACAACCGUGGUGUUUUGGUUCGUGUCGUUGUUAGCAAUGGCGUACUUUUAUAUUCAAAAGAAGUAAAAAAAUUAAUGAAAUACGGUGUGGAAACUAAGUUUCAAGCAGACUACAACGUAUAUAUGCACAAUAAAUUUGCAAUUGUCGAUUCUUCAACGUUAAUAAAUGGAUCAAUGAAUUGGACUCAUCAAGGGGCAUUCCAAAAUUGGGAAAGCGUUUUAAUUACUAACAAUCCAAGUUUUGUUCGACCUUUUAAUGAAUAUUUUGAUAGAGUUUGGGUCAGGAUUUCCAUUGAAUAGUGGUUAUAUUGUGUAAUGAGUAACUAGAUGUAUUUUUCUUUUUAAGCUGUAAUAUAAGUUGUUAUAAUUAA
Messenger RNA from Adelges cooleyi (spruce gall adelgid), 762 nucleotides. Its product is annotated as mitochondrial cardiolipin hydrolase-like. Gene Ontology annotation, molecular function: RNA endonuclease activity producing 5'-phosphomonoesters, hydrolytic mechanism. The transcript is spliced from 2 exons. Gene Ontology annotation, biological process: piRNA processing. Gene Ontology annotation, cellular component: mitochondrion. NCBI's taxonomy places the organism in Eukaryota, Metazoa, Arthropoda, Insecta, Hemiptera, Adelgidae. The coding region runs from base 122 to 691 and encodes 189 amino acids. The record is from RefSeq and is a predicted model, not a curated record.